AAAGUAGUUGUCAUCAACAAAAGUGAGAAAAAAAGAAAGAAAAUCCCUCUUUCUUUUCAUUUGUCCCCAGCAACCGAACGCCAACGGACACAGACAAAGUCGGAGGACAGUUCACCUAAUUCGGAUUCCCAUACAAAGGAAGAGAACCGGGGAGGAAGACAACGUGAGCACGCAAGGGGAAGGAGAAAAGGGGGAGGUGAACGGAAAUGGGAAAUUCAUUUGGGUGCUCGGCUUCUGGGGAGAGGUUGGUAUCGGCGGCCAGAGAUGGGGAUUUUGUGGAGGCCAAGAUGCUUCUUGAUUGCAAUCCUUGUCUCGCUAAGUACUCCACUUUUGGUGGGCUGAAUUCUCCUCUCCAUUUUGCUGCUGCUAAAGGCCACAAUGAGAUUGUUGCUUUGUUGCUGGAAAAUGGAGCUGAUGUUAAUUCGAGGAAUUACUGUGGUCAGACGGCUUUGAUGCAAGCAUGCAGAUAUGGUCAUUGGGAAGUCGUACAGACCCUUCUGCUCUUCAGAUGCAAUGUUACAAGGGCGGAUUAUCUAAGUGGGAGAACAGCUCUACAUUUUUCUGCUGUACAUGGACAUGUAAGAUGCUUGCGACUAGUUGUUGCUGAUUUUGUCCCUAGUGCUCCUUUUGAAGUUAUGAAUACCCAAAUUGAAGGUGACAGGGGGGGUGGUUUAAGUGUGAGGAGUAAAAUUGGCCAGAGUGCACUGUCAAAGUUUGUAAAUAAAGCGGCUGAUGGUGGGAUUACUGCUCUUCAUAUGGCCGCACUAAAUGGGUACUUUGACUGUGUACAGCUUUUACUAGAUCUUCAUGCAAACGUAUCUGCUAUCACAUUUCAUUAUGGAACAUCAAUGGAUUUGAUAGGAGCUGGAAGUACCCCUUUACACUACGCUGCUUGUGGGGGAAAUUUGAAAUGCUGUCAGAUUCUUAUUGCAAGAGGGGCCAGUCGAACGGCUUUGAACUGCAAUGGGUGGCUGCCACUUGAUGUUGCAAGAAUAUGGGGCCGUCAUUGGCUUGAGCCUCUACUAGCACCCAAUUCUGCAGUGGCUGUACCAAGAUUUCCUCCCUCCAAUUGCUUGUCCUUGCCUCUUUUGAGUGUACUUAACAUAGCAAGAGAGUCUGGGUUGCAGUCAUCAACAACCUCCUCCUGUGAUGAUGGUGAUGCUUGUGCUGUCUGCCUUGAAAUAGCAUGCAGUGUUGCUGCUGAGGGGUGUGGACAUGCACUUUGCGUGAGGUGUGCGCUCUACCUGUGCUCAACAAGCAACAUCCCUUCUGAAAUGGUUGGGCCACCAGGUUCCAUUCCAUGCCCUCUUUGUAGACAUGGCAUUCUCUCCUUUGUCAAGUUACCAAGUUCCCCAGCCAAAGAAAUUAGGCUACAUCUUUCUCUUGGCCUCUGUACUCCAUGCAUGCUUCACCCUCAUGAUGCGGACUGCCAAUCACCAGCUUGUGCUCCAGAGAUUAGAAAGAAUUGUGUUGCAUCAGUCUCUUCAGAUCGUUUCUGCCCAGUGACCUGCAGUCCAUUUCCUUCUGUUGCCUUACCUUUAUGCACAUGUAAUGACGGUCCUUGCCCAACCUUCGAACCCCGAGAAGCAGAAACACAAGAUGAAUCUUCUAGACAAUCACAGGCUACCUCAGUCGAGCAGGAUAAAAUCGAAGGCCCUAGACUGGAGAGAACAACAUGUUCAAGCAUGUUUUGGGGCAGAAGGAGCUGCAGCAGAGAGCAUCAAUGCAAUUCCGAAAUAAAUGCUUGAUUGGUUCUUUCCACAGCUUCUAGAUUGAAAUUGUCAUGUAUGAUGUUCCAGCCUCAGCCCGGGAUCCUUCUGUUAAUCCAACCACUCUCAACCAUGAAAAACAUCUGCUCCAUGUGCUCUCUCUCGUCCUGCAGGCAACAUGGUGAUGACUCUCAGCCUUCAAUCAAUAGCAUUUCCCCUACCGUCUACAUUUGCCUCAAGGGAUACAUUGAGGGUUUGUAAAGUUUGCAUAUUCAGGUCAGAUAGCUAAUAGAUUGUAAUUGAAUGUCAUUUAAAACAAUUUUCCCCAUUCACGGAAGAGACUUAUUUUUUCCCUUUCCCUCAAAAAAUUUUUUUUUUCCAU
This is a messenger RNA of Rubroshorea leprosula, 2091 nucleotides long. Lineage: Eukaryota; Viridiplantae; Streptophyta; Magnoliopsida; Malvales; Dipterocarpaceae. The record is from the annotation of a GenBank genome assembly.